AUGCUUUAUCUUAUUACUCUUCUUUAUUUAGCUGAAUCAAAGAAGAAAUCAUGUGGAUACAUAAAAACACACAACAAGCAUGUUCCGACCACAAAACAUCAAAGACCUCCAUCACGAACAACAAUUCCAUUUCAACCAAUCAGAAUAACUAUGGAUUACAGCUAUAUUAAUGGAUCGAUAAACGAUCCACUACGUUGUACUCAAGUUGGUCAGGAAAUUUGGUGGGAAGCAGGAUACAUUUGUUCCAGUAACGAUAUUGUUUCCGAACAACAGCAAAAUAUUAUUAUUCAAACAUUGGAGAAUGUAAGAACAUACUUUGAGCAUUUAUUAUCAGUUCAAAGAUUAUCCUCAGGAUUUUUCCUAGAUAAUUAUGGAAAUUAUACAACAAUUCCUCAAGAUCAAUAUGUUGAUAAUGUUGAUAUGUAUGUAACUCCUGUUCUACGUCCAUAUGGUAAUGGAUCAGAAACUAUUGCUUCAGCUGGUUCAGUACAACUGGAAGGAAACUUUAGUAGACCUAUUCAAGGUGUCAUUUUCAUUAAUCCUACUUUUAUACCUGCUAAUGCAAGUAAUUAUGAUAACUGGGACAACGAUUAUUUCUUCGUAUUAGUACAUGAAAUGUGUCAUGCGUUUGGAAUAACUCCAUACAUGUAUGAACGAUACCACCCACGAAACAAUCCAAUUCCUCAUGAGAAUAUAACGUGUUCAUUUACAAAAUGA
Molecule: messenger RNA, 717 nt
Organism: Trichomonas vaginalis G3
Lineage: Eukaryota; Parabasalia; Trichomonadida; Trichomonadidae
Product: regulation of choline O-acetyltransferase protein
Exons: 1
Coding region: 1-717 (238 amino acids)
Biological process (GO): cell adhesion; proteolysis
Cellular component (GO): cytoplasm; membrane
Molecular function (GO): metalloendopeptidase activity
Source: RefSeq, a predicted model, not a curated record